AUGUUGCGCCUGUUGUCUUGGACAGGUUGUGAUAAAGCCGCUUCGCCAGAAAUGAGAAUGUUUGUUCCCAAACAAGACUCACCUGCUUCCGGUGCCAUCACAAUGCCUCCCAAGCACAAGCGCAAACAGUCUGGUGACAAUCAGGACCAGUCGGAGAGGAAACGGGCGAAGAUCGUUGAAAAAAACAACUCGAAGCCCUCCUCUUUGGUAAGUGCCCUGGCCCCUCCAGUUGAAGUCCAGACGAUGAACGCCUCCCCUACCAUGGACGGCAUACCGCCCUCCCUUUCCACGCCACCAGACAUCAAGACGGAAGACUCCGAGCUGGAGCAUUCCACAGGCGCAAAUACGGGAGCAACGUCCAUCGAGGACGACAAGGUGGCCACGAAACGUCUUGAUCCGCUGCGCAACGUCAUCCAGACUCAAUUGAGUUUGGAGAUCCUGCUCAAGCACAAAGAACUCCGCCUUAUUGAUCAAGAAAUUGCAAAAUGCCAGGCUUCACUAGAGCAGCUGCGGAGAUGUAAGGAGAUUCCUUAUCCAGCGACUCAACAACCUUCCCUAGCGGUAAGCAACGGCACAGGUGCUGCUUUACGCAAAGGUUUCCCAAUGCCUCUGCCUCAAUCUCCUCCACCUUGGGGGGUGACUGAUGGUCCUUAUGCUCGCCACUACGCAAAAUGGCUCCUACCAGACGCACGUUUUGACGGUGGUGUCGAUCCAGAACCUGUGGGCAGAAUCCCAACCGGUAAAUCGCCCAUGAAGUUCAGAUCCAUGAGAGGAAGCUUUGAAGCCCCGUCUGCCUCGAGUAGCUCCCGUUCCAACCGUGGUGGUAAAUUGAAGGCUUUGCCCCCUGGUUACGGUCAACCCAAGGAGAAAGCUACCGGCCCGAUGAUUGUCAAGCGCAAGUCUGAUGGAUUGACUGUCAAGUUAGUCUGUCCCGACUGUGGCCGACAUGAUUUUGGAAGUGCUCAGGGUUUCAUCAACCACUGUCGUAUUGGUCAUGGCAGAAGUUUUGCUAGUCACGAUGCGGCAGCCGAUGCUUGCGGAGAGCCGGUAGAAGUCGAUGAGUCGGGAGCCAUUGUUGGUGCUGAACCAACAGCAACACCCACAACAGGAAAUGUACAUCCUCUGAUCCGUUCAGCCAAGCUCUUGCAGCCAACUCCACCGAAAGCAUACACUCAGAACACGGCCCCCGCUCCUACAGCGAAGAGCGUCUCGCCUAAUUUCAAAGAAUCAGCUUUGACGCCAAAUCUUUCAGACCUGGUUAAAAGCCGAGGUUUUGGUAUCGAUCUAGAUAUGCUGGUCACCGAAGCUAAGACGAAAGUAGAACUUUCAGACGUGGAAUCGGAUGAGGAGGAGGACAUUGAUAUUCCUGUGCAGACUGCUGGACAAGGUCGUCAUCCCCAGGUUGCAAUGAGCAAGCAGCCUCCGAAACCCACCAAGUCACCCAUGUCUUCUCCGCUACUGAGCACAAGUAUGACACGCACACCGAAUGUGCGCCGGAAUGCGAUCCCUCAGUACGACGGGGCAGCGGACGAUUUCAUACAACACCGGCCUCGAGGAAUCCAUCUACCCAUGACGCACUCAGCUGGAACUGAUUUGCAACCAUCGGAUCCCUCUCCCACCAGCGAGUCCAACCAGGCGCCUAGUUUGGUUGAUGACGAUGAGGAAUAUGAAGCACAUUCGCCAACUAGCAGUUCUGUUUCUGACGAGCAUGAUGAUGGGGAAGUGGUCUUCGAGGUUCAAGGGGACGAUGAUGACGCACGGACUGUUCUUCAUGCGCCCGAGUUUCAAGGAAGUCAACCAGGUUGUGCGCAGCCUGCUAGGCCUGCCACUCAUGCAAGGCGGCCGUCGGCCAUAAGGCGACACGGCGAAGACAGGGAAGAGAAGCACGUCAGCUUCGUCAGCCCGAGUCCUGCAAGAGAUAUGCCCAUGGGUCGUCAGAGUGCAGACCGGAAGAAACGGAAGGUUCAGUGA
Molecule: messenger RNA, 1971 nt
Organism: Exophiala spinifera
Lineage: Eukaryota; Fungi; Ascomycota; Eurotiomycetes; Chaetothyriales; Herpotrichiellaceae
Exons: 1
Coding region: 1-1971 (656 amino acids)
Source: RefSeq, a predicted model, not a curated record